Molecule: messenger RNA, 285 nt
Organism: Paramecium primaurelia
Lineage: Eukaryota; Ciliophora; Oligohymenophorea; Peniculida; Parameciidae
Source: the annotation of a GenBank genome assembly
AUGGAACAUUAAGAAAUUAAAUCAGAUAAACCUGUAGUAAUCUAUGGAGGUGAUUAUUGUCCAUAUUGUCAUAAAUUAAAGCAUUUUUUGGAUACUAAAAAUAUACCUUAUGAAUACAGAGAUAUCACAAAAGAUAAAGAACAUGAAAGAUAAGUGAAUGAAUUUGUAGUUAAAUUGAAAUGGAGUACAAUACCUAUGGUAUUCAUUAAAUAAAAAUUUGUUGGUGGAUAUACAGAUGUAGUAAAUUUAGAUUAGAAGGGAGAAUUGGAGAAAUUAUUAAAAUGA